GAAAGCCAACAGCACGGUGACGGCCACCAGGCAACCGAAGAAAGGCAGCAAGACGUCAGGCGGCGGCUCGGCCAACGGAGACGACGGCGAGGAGUCGUCCCUGCCGAUGUCCUACGACGAGAAGCGCCAGCUGAGUCUGGACAUCAACCGGCUGCCGGGAGAGAAGCUGGGCCGCGUCGUCCACAUCAUCCAGUCCAGAGAGCCGUCGCUGAGGGACUCCAACCCCGACGAGAUCGAGAUCGACUUCGAGACCCUCAAACCCUCCACACUCCGAGAGCUGGAGCGCUACGUCAAGUCCUGCCUGCAGAAGAAGCAGCGGAAGCUACUGCAGAAGGCAGCUGGAGGCGGGGCCUCAGGAGGCGGGGCUAGUCGUUUGAGUGGAAGCUCCUCCUCUUCCUCUGAUGACAGCUCCUCAACAGGAACCUCCUCUUCCUCCGACACAGACUGAACACACCACACACACACACAGUCACACACAUGUUACUGAACACACACACACA
Molecule: messenger RNA, 500 nt
Organism: Scomber japonicus (chub mackerel)
Lineage: Eukaryota; Metazoa; Chordata; Actinopteri; Scombriformes; Scombridae
Product: bromodomain-containing protein 3-like
Exons: 3
Coding region: 107-448 (113 amino acids)
Biological process (GO): regulation of DNA-templated transcription; chromatin remodeling
Cellular component (GO): chromatin; nucleus
Source: RefSeq, a predicted model, not a curated record